AAUUAUUUGCAUUCUACUGAGUAUGAGGAUCUGCGCAUGAAUGCGAAUCCAGAACACGUGUACAUGAAACAUGGUGAGCUACCAUGGGAAAUUCCAAGAGACGAUAUUCGUCUCGAAGAAACCAUUGCAGAAGGGUCAUUUGGAAAAGUAGUGAAAGCGUCGACAACGACUAUAGGAAUCAUACCUGAUAUUAACACUUCCGAGUUCGAAGAGAAGCCAGUCGACACCCUUGUUAUUUUUAGUAACGAUACACAACUCAACUGUAGUUUUGUUGAUGGCGAAGUUCCUGGUGAAGUUGAAUGGUAUAAAGGAACAAGGUUGAUUGCAACAAAUCGAUAUAUCAUACCUUUUUAUACUGGCGAAUAUGAAAUCGUUGGUGAAGAGAACGAAUAUCAUCUCCGUAUAUGUGAUGCUGAUAACAGUGAAGAAGACACAUUCAGCUGUCAGGAUAGGUUCGAUACAACUGUCAGUGCAUCAGCUGAUUUAUUCGUGAUAGUUGCCCCUGAAAUUGAAAUAAUUGUAAGUGGCAAUGCAGAUGUAUCUGGAAAUGUGAUAGAGGGUGAUUCCUUUGUAGUCACAUGCUUUGUAUUAAAUGCCAAUCCUGAUGUAGAAAUAUUUUUAUGGCUAGGCCCAAAUCGGCACAUUCUUAGUCAUGAGAAGAGUGAAGUUGUUGAAUCACCCUCCAGGGAGGACACGGGGAAUUACACAUGUCUGGCUAGAAAUACAUUUUUGGAUACUUCUGAAGGAGUCGGUGUCACCAUAAUUGAUGUAUAUGAAGGAAAACACGUCGUUUUACUGUGUAUAACAACCGAUGCAAACCCUCGUCCUUAUGAAAUGUAUAUAAACCACAAAGAUGACAAUGGCAAUGACAGUGUCAUGGCGGGAGUCGAAUGUGAUUUACAUAUACUUUAUAUCAUUAAAUCAAUUAGUGAAGAACAGAGUGGAACUUACACAUGUUAUGCAACAACACGUUUUCACGACGAUACGAUCGGCAAAAGUACCAGUGAUGAAAUAGCAGUAAACUUACUUCAGUAUUCAUCAGAAGAUAAUACAAAUGGAGUGAUAUUUGCAUUAAUUAUUGUAAUUAUCCUACUCUUUGCUGUUAUUGUAAUAUCAUGGAAGCCUUCGCAUACCGCUGAAUAUGAAGAUCUGCGCAUGUCUAUCAAUCCAGAUCACGUAUACUUGAAACAUGGCGAGGUACCAUGGGAAAUUCCAAGGGAAUCAAUUCGUCUUGGGGAAACUAUUGCAGAAGGAUAUUUUGGAAAAGUGGUGAAAGCGACAGCAAGUAUCGAAUCACAAAAUAUACACUCAACUGUAGUUGUAAAAAUGCUAAAAGAUGGGCUUACUGAUGAGUACCACAAGUCAAUACUCAAGGAAUUGGAGUUGCUUAAAUCAAUCACCUCACACACGAACGUUGUGACGUUGAUCGGAUGUUGCACACAAGACGGUCCCACGUAUGUUGUUCUUGAAUACAUGGAUCUUGGUGACCUACAAACUUAUCUUCGUAGAGAAAAAAGUAAUGAGGAAAAUACAUAUACUAAUCUAAACAAACAUUGUGUUCAUCGAGACUUGGCUGCUCGGAAUAUACUACUGAAUGAAAAACUGGUAUGCAAAUUAUCUGGAUUUGGAUUGGCAACUGACGUCCUUGAUCAACGAGAGUAUGAGAAAAGAACUCAGGGGCACUUACCAGUUCGCUGGAUGGCACCAGAGUCUAUAUUGGAUGGCGUGUAUACCAAUAAAAGCGAUGUAUGGUCAUAUGGUAUUGUUUUGUGGGAGAUAGCAACACUAGGUGGUGUACCAUAUAACGAUAUGUCAACAGAGGAAGUGAUCGAGUCUGUGCAGGAAGGAUAUCGAAUGCCAAGAACAAAUACAUGUCACCAGGACCUGUUUUCAGCAAUGGAACUUUGUUGGGCAGAUAAUCCAGAGCGAAGACCUACGUUUCAGAAGUUGACAAAGAUAUUGAAGGUCAUUUUAAAUGGCGAUAAGAUGACAGGUGAUAUACAUAUCUAUGAAGAACCUCGGAUGUGA
Saccoglossus kowalevskii is the source of this 2028-nucleotide messenger RNA. Its product is annotated as fibroblast growth factor receptor 4-like. Lineage: Eukaryota; Metazoa; Hemichordata; Enteropneusta; Harrimaniidae. The record is from RefSeq and is a predicted model, not a curated record. Gene Ontology annotation, molecular function: ATP binding; transmembrane receptor protein tyrosine kinase activity. Gene Ontology annotation, biological process: cell surface receptor protein tyrosine kinase signaling pathway; multicellular organism development; protein phosphorylation. Gene Ontology annotation, cellular component: signaling receptor complex; plasma membrane.